This is a messenger RNA of Lethenteron reissneri (Far Eastern brook lamprey), 1398 nucleotides long. RefSeq names its product mth938 domain-containing protein-like. The record is from RefSeq and is a predicted model, not a curated record. Gene Ontology annotation, biological process: positive regulation of fat cell differentiation. Lineage: Eukaryota; Metazoa; Chordata; Hyperoartia; Petromyzontiformes; Petromyzontidae. Gene Ontology annotation, cellular component: cytoplasm.
CGCCAGACCCCCACGUGUUUUUCUCGGAGGAAGCCUCGCGAAGUGUGUCCACCUCCCGUGUGUGUGUGUCAGUGUCCCCGCAUGGCAUCUCCGCGAGUGGAGGCGCUGCGGUGGGGGGAGCUGCGUGUCUGUGGCGCCAGCUGCGUCUACAAGGACUGCAAAGUGUGGCCUGGCGGCAGCCGAGCCUGGGACUGGCGGGAGACCGGCACAGACCACCGGCCCGGCGUGCAGCCGGCCGACUUGCAGGAGGUGCUGGAUGCCGGCAUUGAGACCCUUGUGAUCGGAUGCGGUAUGAACCAAGCCCUGCAGGUGCCCCGCGCCACCCAGGACUUUGUCCGCGCCCGCGGGGUUACGCUGCUCGUGCUGCCCACGGAGCGAGCCGUGGACGAGUACAACCGCCUCAUCGUCGGCGGUGCCACCGCAACGGGGGGGCACGGGGGGGGCUCCCCCCGGGUGGGGGGGGUCUUUCACUCCACCUGCUAGAGCCCCCCCUCGCCCUUCCCCUCUCAACACAGUGCCAUGUGUUUUUCAAGCGAGGCUUGGUGGCGCUACAAUUUUUAGGCUGCAUGACCCGCAUGUCGCUUGCGUGUGGUUAGCACGUAUCUUUCCGGCGUGUAGUUUGGCAUGAUGUCCGACAUUUCGCUCCGCUCGCUGGGGAGCUAAUUCAGGUGCAAGGUCAUUGGGUGCCUCGGAGGUUGUUGUUCCAGACCCAUAGACGCACUCAGAGACAUGUAGACUCAUUCAGAGACCCAUAGACUCACACAGACCCACAGACUCGCAUAUAGACCUACGAGUGACUCACAGAUAUUCCUCGUGUCACGGUCACCCUGCAUCACUGGAGGCGCAAUUUGUGUAAAAAAUAAUAACAUGACUUAAACGUUAAUUAAUCAGCUCGCAACCCCUCCGUGCCUCCAUGGCGCGUCGCGAAGGGUUCCGCUGCACUGCGACCGCCCAUCAACCGGUCAACCCGGGGUCGGUGCACGGCUCUCGUGACGUUCUUCGCCAAUUUAAAGAGUGAAGAUCGAGGUGGCGGUUUCUCACUUGACGGAGGUAACAGCGUUCUCCCGGCCUGCCCUCUGAGUUUUUAUCAACCUGGGGCCCGAUGCAAAAAAAUACUCGAGACCCUGGCACCGUCGACGUCGGUGGCAGGAGGCGGGGCGUCGAUGUUCAUCGCCACGGCUGCCAAAUGAAGACGCCGCAACUCGACUGCAUUCGCGCUGUCCAUUCUGCAAUCGUGCUGAGACGUUGGCCCUGCGCUGCCGAUUGUCCACGCGGCAAAUUCUUUAGUUGAACGAGGGGUUUGCUUCCCCCAGACCGGUGUCGAAAUAGAGCAGGUAGCACCUCUCCCAAAAAAUGUUGCCCUGAGUCAAUCUAUAAAAAUAAAAGUAAAAAAUUGUG